Molecule: messenger RNA, 10395 nt
Organism: Zalophus californianus (California sea lion)
Lineage: Eukaryota; Metazoa; Chordata; Mammalia; Carnivora; Otariidae
Product: zinc finger protein 264-like
Exons: 3
Coding region: 6125-7861 (578 amino acids)
Biological process (GO): regulation of immune system process; negative regulation of transcription by RNA polymerase II; regulation of cytokine production
Molecular function (GO): DNA-binding transcription repressor activity, RNA polymerase II-specific
Source: RefSeq, a predicted model, not a curated record
GUCCUGGCUUCUCUCUCUGGCUCUCUCUGCUCAUGUCACUGUAUGCAGAAAGGUUUUUCCUCUGCCUCAUCAGGUUGCGACAGGACUGGCCACCUGGUCCCUGCUCUUUCUGGCCCCCAGAUUCCUGGUCUCCGCGUCUUUUUUCGUGUUUAUGUUGUUCCUCUUUCUGUGUCUGCUGCUGGGCUGUGUGCGGUGUCCUUGGGGCAGGAAUGGCCACCCGAGCCAGUGCUUCUCUGGACCUCUCACCCAGUGCCCAGCACAGACCGGCCUCCAUCCGAGGUUCUGAUUUCACAUUCCAGAGAGGGAGCUGACUGCGUGAGCCUGAUUGGCUCAAGUGUCCUUAGCAGGGCUGUGAGUGAUGGGAUGUUCUCCAAGAAGAGAGUGAGUCAGGCAGGGCCCCGGGAGGCCUUGGCCUUCAGUGCCAACAGGUGUUGUCCCAAACAACAUGAUCCCGGUUGUGGGGCUCCUUUGUGUCUGUGUGCCUUCGCGAUUAUCGCUUGUUUCGAGGGCCAACAUCCUCUGCCAGUCCGAGAGAGAGGUUAGAGUAAUACUUCUCAGCAGUUGGGAUUUGUGCCCCCAGGAGACAUUUGGCGAUGUUUGCAGCCACUUUGGGUUGUCUGGCCUUGAGUGUAGGUGGUACUGGCGUCUAGUGGUUAGAGUCCAGAGAUGCCGUAAACGUCCUUCGAUGGACAAACCGCCCUCCUCAAUGAAGGAUUAUCCCGCCUGCAGCAUCCAGAGUGCCAUGGUUGAGAAACACCAGCUUAGAUGUUUCUCUGCUUGAGGAGAAUGACCACAGCGCCAUUCAACUUGAGGGAAAGGGCUAUAAAUCCAGAGCUUAGGAUGAGACAUGCCUGUUCUUAGAGGACUGGAAUUAUGUCUGUCAGUGAGAAGAGAAAAAGCAAAAUUAGAGAAGUUGGCUAGAUUAAAUAUUUCAUAACAAAAUGUUUCAAAAUAAAAAGUCUGCUCUCUUUUCCUGCUGACCUCAUCCGCCACCGUCAGUGCUUUCCCUGAGCUCACUGUGCUCUGGCUGUGCUGGGCAUCUAGUGAUUUCCCCACGCCCGGCCCUGCCUCGGGCCUCUGCUUGCUGUUGUGUCCGCCUGGGGAGUGUCCGUGGGCAUUUCAGCCUCUCUCGCGGUCACCCCUUCUGUGCAGAAUCCCUGUCUCGCCAGCUGUGUCCUGCCCAGCGGAGCUCAUGGCGGCCCCUCCCCCACCCCUCACUUGGUCUCGUCAUCCUGGUGACCACUCUCUGUGCCAGUGGUUCUCAUCCGGGGACGGUGUCGCCCCCCGCAGACGCUGGCCAGUGUCUGGAGAUAUUUUUGGUUGUCACAGGUGGGGUGGAGGUGGGACCGGCACCUAGUGGGGGGAGACCUGGAAUGCCGCCAGCACGUCCUUAGGACGCGCAGGACCGUUUCCUCCCUGUUUUCCCAACAAAGAAUUACCUUGACCUAAAUAGUCACGCCCAUGAGCCCAAGUAAUUAUGCGAGAUUGAGAAACCUUGUUUCAGAGAGUGCAGGAAUACUUCGUCAACUGGCUUUGAGAGACAACCUGGCAUAAUCGUUUCCUGCCUUCUGAUUGUUUUUGAUGGCAAGUCUGGAUUUAGUGCUGAAUCUUAAUACACUUUCUUCAUUCCCCCCACCCUCCGAUUGUUGGUACUUUUCCCUUUAAAACGGAGUAGCCUUGAGUUUAUAGCCCUGAGUAGGGAGCAUGAGGUCACUGGGACUUAACAUCAUUUUGAUUUCAUUGUUGAGUUUUCGUGGUGACCUGCCACCAAAGGAAGUGACUCUAGGUUUCCCAUUUACCAGAGUGAUGCAAGAUUCUUUCUUUGACGAAAAUAAGAAAAAUUAGACAUGAGUCAUGUUAAAAAAGAAGUUCAUAGUCAUCAGCACAGAUGCCCUGAGCACUGACCAAGCAGGACUGUUCGGGCCUAUUCAUGCUCUACUCAUUUAAAUUCCCACAGCAUUCCCCCUCUAUUAAUUUAUACUUGAAAGAUUUUAAUUUACAGAGGUGACUUAGUGACAGACGACACAGGGAGGUAAUGCUAUUGUAUAUUUUACGUAUCUAUGUGUGUUUUGUGUAUAUAUAUACACGUGCACACACCUGUACACAUGUGCCUGUGUGUGUUGUAGUUGUGUGUAAAAGAAAAACUUUUUCCUCUACUCAGCAACUUCUGAUACCAAAUUUUGUUUUCACACCAUGCAGUUCUGACACUGACUACGUGGAGUUAGCACAGAUCCCACAGGUUAAGGGCUCAGUCUCCUGGGCAGCCUCUCGCCCUCCCACCCAUCCACUUCAGACGCCAGUCCCAAGUCCAGGUUGUCACCUGUGCUGAUCAGCUGGUUGUAAAUCAGAGAUAGGACCCCUUCCUCAGAGUUGACCAUUUGCUAGGGUGGCUCACAGAACUUAGGAAAGCACCUUACUUAAUAUUAACUGUUUUGAAUUCAGAAACCACUAAAUGGGAGAGAUGCAAACAAGGUUCAUAGGACAGGGCAUUGAGCUUCCGUGCCCUCUGGGCUUGCACCCUUCUAGCACCUCGUUGGGUUAACCAACCUGGAAACUCACUGAAUGACUUUAGUUAGGGUUUUUUGUGAAAGCUUCAUUACCUAGGCAUAAUUGAUGAAACCACUGGCCGUUGGUGAUUGAACUCAAUCUCCAGCCCUUUUUGCCUCCACAGAGGUGAAGGGAUGGAACAGAAUGUUCCAGUGUUAUAAUCAAAUGAUUCGUUAUCCUUACCCUUCCUCCUUAGAAGUUUUUUAAAAAAGUCACCUCAGGAACAUAAUAGAAUUCUUAAUAGAAAGCAAAAAAGGUCCUGUGUCUAAUUUCUGUCUUAAGAGAGGUAGUCUGUGGACAUUUGCUGGGGUGAAGGUUUUAGCAUCAGGGGGUGGAGUCGUCUUCAUCGUUGAGGGGUCUGGGACGAUGUUGUCUGGGUGUGUGACUGGGGUGUCCUUUGCAAGUGAGUGCCCACUCACGUCGAUGGGGUUUUUGCCAUGUUUGGUUGAAACAGUGGUGUUAGUGUGCGGUGUAAGUAGACCAAGAGGCCUUUUAUUAAGGCAAGAUAGAGACCCAUUUAGGGGUUUAUUUGUCACACUGGAAUUUAAAAGGAGUUGUUUCAAGUGACCAUUUAUGUCUUUUACUUAAACCAGUUCUUUGGGGCAUGUUUGGGCCAUGAAAGCUCUGUUGAAUGUCUCUUCCCAGAGCGUAGCAUUGUGUAAUUUGAGAAGUGAAAUGUGUGUCUAUUACCAGUAUUGUCUGCAAUUCUGAAGGGAAUAAGGAAUGUCCUGGCAGUGCCUUGUGUUGUGGCUGUAUGUGCAGAGAUGUAUGAUUUUGACUUCUAUUUGGAGUGUCUGUGAGACAAGAGAUUCUUAGGAGUUCUUUACCCCAAAGCAGACCAUUUUUAGGCAAUGGCCCUGCACUUUAUAAUGAAUGUGGAGAUGGGGCCAUUUGUUGAUCAGGGCAUUUGGCACUAAGAUACCCCCCCCGCGAAGUUUGGUCAAGUAAUAUUUUUUAGGUCUCAUUUUUUAUUUAGAACAUGCUGGCUAAGGGAUAGAAAGCAGCAACAUUCCACUGAACUCCAUCACGUAUGAUGGAUAGCAGUGUCUUUCUAAUAGUCCACAAACUCCCGUAACUGUUCACUCUGUUAAUCUCAAGGGACUUUCCAGGUGGCCAGAGGGUCUGGGGGAGGGCUGACCUCCUCCAGCACUGUAGCGUCUGGCAAGGGACUGAGGACAGGAGAAGCUGCCACCUCCUACAGGUGGAGCUAUGCCAGAGGGCCCAGAUGGGGUUCCAUUCUGUCGUACAGAGUCCUGAGGAGCUGUGCUGAGCUUGUGCUGUUAACGGUAUUUUGAAUAGAUCUUAGAGUCUUUGUUGGAGGAAAUCCUUGGGGAUUGGUAAUUGGGCUGAUUGGUAACUAACAGCAGUAGUGAGAUUAAAUAAAAUUUAUAAAUGAGGAAUGUAGUCACCAGCCCCCAAAUAAUACUAAGUAGUAGUAUUAGCUGAAAUUGUCCCCACAGUGGGACGAAAAGACACUGGAUUGAUGUAUCCGUAUGAAUGUGUCGAGUGAAUUUCCUUGGACGAGGCUGUCAUCAGUGUACCGUCACACCUGUGCUACUAGAGAAAGGUGGGUGCACUUAAGCUCUUGUGUGCAGAGAUUGCAGCGGCAGAGCUGUGGAGCCAGCCUCACAGGCAGCCUGGGAAAGAAAAGUUUACCUUCAGAGUAAAGGCAGGCUGGCAGAGAAGCCGUUGAAACAGGCCCUGGACAGAACACGGUCAGCCAGAUCUGUAAGCCCAAGGUCGUCGCCAGGUUGUUGAUUGGAUAACGUUAUUAAUUUAUUUAUAUUGGGUAUUGGGUGUGUGGAUCGUGUGGAUCAGCUCUGCCUGCAGACUGUGUGGCUUAAACAAUAGCUCUAUUUUCAUGGCAUUCUGGAGGCUGGAAGUCCCAGACCUGAGGUGCCAGCAGACGGGUUUCUGAUGAUGAGCUCUUCCUGGCUGCUGCCUUUGUGCUGUGUCCUCACGUGGCCCUGCCUCUGGCUUGGAAAGGCCCCUUUCUCCUCCUCUUUGAGGACACCAGUCCUCCCAGAUUGGGGCCACAUCCCCGCGACCUCAUUUAACCUUAAUUACCUCCUUACAGGCCCUAUCUUCAGAUGUGAUCACAUUGGGAAUUUGGGCUAAGUAAUGACAUUUAGAGGCAGACACUCGGUCCUUAGCAGGAACCCUAAUGGAUGGACCACCACAUUAAGAUUGUAGUAACCCACCAGGAGGAGCCCUUUAUUUUUCCCAGGUUAAGAACAGACACAACUGGGCUGUCAAAUGGAGAAGCAAUAGGACAGUCAUUCCUUUAUUGAUUAGCUGUUACGUGAAGUUUUACUCCCUGGAGGCCCUUUUCCAGCUUCCACUGGGCCAUAUUCACUAUCUCAACUGGUGUUUGUGGGUCCCAUUUUACCAAGUCAAUUUGUGAGCAUCCAUGCCCAAAAUGGGAUAUUUUAGGACAAUGGAUACUAUGAGUAGGGGAAAUAUAGGCAAGUCUACAGUUAAAGUGAGACAUACGUAUUUUUCCUCUGUAUUUCACUACUUUUUAAGUUGGGGCAGAGUAAUAUUUAAAUUUAGUGGGAUCUCCAGGUAUCACUAUGAUUUGAGCCCUAGUAUUAAUUAAAUGUAUGAAGUUUUGUCAUUUGGUACAUUUUAGCAAAUUCUAAAGUUAACUCAGAACCUAUAUUGUAGAGUCAGAAAAACCGAUCGGUGCCGUGUUAUGUUUUGGUGAUAAAUUUUUUUUGGGAGUAUAAAUUUUGUUAUGCUGUACAUAAUUAUUAUAUAUAACAUAUAAGUUUUUAGUAUAUAAAUUUUGCAUUUCCAAUUGGGUCAAAUUAUUAUGUGUUGGAAAUUGUAUGGAAAGUGUAUGGAAAUUGCAUUUCCAAUUGGGUCAAAUUAUAUGUUAUCACAUUAUAAUGUGAUUUAGUUAUAUACUUUGUCUUAUUUAGUUAUCUUUUAUUUUCUCCCUCUGUAUCUAGGGGUUGUUACUAUUUUAAAUCAAUAAAUAGUUUAGAAUGAGUUAUGUUUUCUAGACCUGGUAUUUGCUUGGUACAUAAGUUUUAAAGCGCACCCCCCUCCUUUUUCUCUUGGGCUUUCAGCUUCCUAAAGCCCCAUAUAGCUGAAGGGAGUCUUCCUCCCCUUUCCACUGCCCCAUUACUGGGCCCUGUGCUGAGCGUGUAGCAGAUAUGAGCGAUUUGCUUAGUGACAACUGAUAAUCUUGGGGUGUUGUUCAGGAUCUGCCAGAGCAGCCUUCUGUGGGUCCUGGUGCCUUUGCCUUUGAUUUCUCUAUAGAGUCCUGUGUCUUUUUACCCUGCAUCUGUGUUUGGCUACAUAUGACAGAGCAGCUCAGUCUUCACCCUGAAGGAAAUUUAUUAUCUCACGUAAUAAGAAGCUCAGAGGUGGGACUGGCUCCCAGGUGGGUGGGUGAUAACCCAGCUGUGUGUUUCUUUACUUCCUCUCUAUGGUGUAGGUCUUUUAGGCAGGUUCCCUCACAAAAGUCCCGGGACGCCGCCAGACAACAGGAGCAGCAGAUCCCCUCAUUCAGCCAUCCUGGAAUAGAGCUUUCUAAAGUUGCGUACCUCUAACUAUUGGUGAUUGAGGAAUGCCACUUGCAGGGUGUCCUGUUCCUAGACCUGAGCUGAUCUACCAGCUGGAGCACGGGCAGGAGCUGUGGACGUGGAAGAGACACCUGUCUCAAAGCGCCUAUCCAGGUGACAAGGGAAAACCCAAGACUACAGAACUUUCCCCUUGUGCACCAGCCCUGUCUGAGGGGGCCUUGUUCCAGGAACUAAGACAGGGAGACCCAGGGAAUUUCCAUCUGGGCCAAACCAAGGAUCAGAGUGGGCCAUUAGAAAUGCAGGAAGGACACUUGAGAUCAGGGUUGGAACCCCAGAGGGAGAAGCUCCCUGAGAAAACAAGCCCUGAACCUGAUGGUUUAGGGACAGCUGAUGGUAUAUGUUCGCAAAUUGCACAGGAGCUGAUCCACUCAGGAGGUGCUGUCCGUGACCAUGACUCGUGUGGAUCAGGUAAAGAUCCCAUGAUUCAGGAGGAGGAAAAUACCUUUAAGUGCAACGAAUGCGGGAAAACUUUUAACAAGAAGCACCUUCUUGCUGGACAUGAAAAGAUUCACUCUGGAGUGAAGCCCUAUGAAUGCACUGAGUGUGGGAAAACCUUUAUUAAGAGCACACACCUCCUCCAGCACCACAUGAUCCACACGGGGGAGAGGCCCUACGAGUGCAUGGAGUGUGGGAAGGCCUUCAACCGCAAGUCAUACCUUACACAGCACCAGCGGAUUCACAGUGGAGAGAAGCCUUAUAAGUGCAACGAAUGUGGGAAGGCCUUCACCCACCGCUCCAAUUUCGUCUUGCAUAAGAGGAGGCACACUGGAGAGAAAUCCUUUGUGUGCAAAGAAUGUGGGCAAGUCUUUAGACAUAGGCCAGGAUUCCUUCGACAUCACAUCAUCCACAGUGGUGAGAAUCCUUAUGAAUGCUUCGAGUGUGGCAAGGUCUUCAAACACAAGUCAUACCUGGUGUGGCACCAGCAGACUCACACUGGGGAGAAGCCCUAUGAGUGCAGUGAGUGUGGGAAAGCCUUCUGUGAGAGUGCAGCCCUCAUUCACCACUACGUCAUCCACACUGGGGAGAAGCCCUUUGAGUGCCUAGAGUGUGGGAAGGCCUUCAACCACAGGUCAUACCUCAAGAGGCAUCAGAGGAUUCACACUGGGGAGAAGCCUUUUGUGUGCACUGAAUGUGGAAGGGCCUUCACCCACUGCUCUACUUUCAUCUUGCAUAAAAGGGCCCACACUGGAGAAAAACCUUUUGAGUGCAAAGAAUGUGGGAAAGCCUUUAGCACUAGGAAAGACCUCAUUCGACACUUCAGCAUCCACACUGGAGAGAAGCCCUUCGAGUGCUCAGAGUGUGGGAAGGCCUUCAACCGCCGGUCUGGGCUCACGAGGCACCAGCGGAUUCACAGUGGAGAGAAGCCCUAUGAAUGCAUGGAGUGUGGGAAAUCCUUUUGCUGGAGCACAAACCUCAUUCGACAUGCUAUUAUCCACACUGGAGAGAAGCCCUAUAAGUGUAGUGAGUGUGGAAAAGCCUUCAGUCGCAGCUCAUCCCUCACUCAGCAUCAGAGGAUUCAUAAUGGGAGAAACCCUGUCAGUGUAACAGAAGUGGGAAGACCCUUCACGAGUGGGCAGUCCUCAGUCACCCUCCGAGAACUCCUUUUGGGGAAAGACUUCUUGAAUGUAACCACUGAGGAAAACCUUUUGCCAGAUAAAACAUCUACCAUGGCAUCUGAUCGGACACACCAAAGAGAAACCCCCCAAGUAUCUACACUGUGAGAAAAUCUUCCAUCCCAGACCAUCAGUAAUCACGUAGAGACGCAUUUUAGAGAUUGACUGAGCCCAGAGCCUUAUUCUGCAUCUGAGAAUUCAUCCGUGAGGGAGAGAGCAGUGUUUAUUGUGCAUGAAGUAAAACCUUCACCUACAUGUUUCUCCUUAGUUUACACUGCAGUGUUAUCUCAGGAAUUUUUAUAAAAAGAAGGUGGAGAUGUAGAAGAGCAAAUGAAAUGAAAAACUUUUGAGACUUCUCUGUCCAGCUUACAGCACUUUGUCAUGGAUUCCUUAGUUUACUUGGGGCCAGGGAGAUGUUUCAGAGGCAGUGGACCUUGACCCUGUAUGUGUCAUGUAUAUACAUUCAUUGCUGUCCAAUGUCAGGAGGGUUAGACAGUUGAGGACAAGUUAUUAAAGUGAUAAAUAUACACAUAAGAACACAUUUUAUUGUACCAGUUAAGACUCUAAAGCUUACAUUUUUAGAAAACUGUUAUUUGGUGUUAAACACCAAACAGACUUUUUCAGACUUGUUCUUGAUCCAGUCUAUUUACUUAAUUUCUGUAGCUAUAUGGUAAACCUCAAAAUUGGGUAAGGUGAUUCCUCUUUAUUCUUACUUAAAUUGAUUUAGUUUUGCUAAUUCCUUUGACAUUUCAUAUGAAUCUUAGGAUGCAAAGAAAUCUUGCAUUUUUAUAGGAAUUGAUUGAAAUCUGUAGAUAUGUUUGUUGAAAAGCAGCAUCAUGAACACCGUACAUGGUAUGCUAAGUAAUUCUUGAUAUUUCACUACUGUUUUAUAAUUUUCAACUUAACAGGUUCUGUACAUUUUUGUUAAGAGUUGUAUCUAGGGUUUUUUUUUUUUUUUGAAUGAUCAUAAAUGGUAUUGAUAUCUACAGUUUCAUUUUUCCAUAUGAUCUUUAGUAGUAUGCAGAAAGAUAAUUGUUUUUGGAGUGAUAACUUUGGUGUCCUGCAACCAUGGUGACAUUUGUAGACAUUUCUUUGGGUAGAAUCCUCAGGCUUUUCUGUAAAGACAUGUCUGCUGCAUAGAGUCUUUUUCCUCCUUCCCAUCUGUAUAUCUGUUACUUUACCUCACUGCACUAGUUGGACUUCCAACGUGAUGUUGAAUAGUAAGAAAGGAUGCCCUUGACUGAUUCCUCAUAUUAAGAGGAAAAUGUUCAGGUUUUCAUCAAGUGUGAUGUUAGUUGAAGGUUUUUUGUUUUGUUUUUUAAGUUUUCUUAUCAAGUUUAGAAAAUUUCCAUCUAUUCUUAAUUUGCUGAGUUUUUUUUGUUAUGAAUGAGUGUUAGAGUUUUUCAAAUGCUUUGCCUCCAUCAGUUGAUGUGAUCAUCUGAUUUUUCUUCUAUAGCCUGUUGAUAUAAUGUAUUACAUUGACUAGUUUUGAAUAUUGAACCAGCCUUGCAUCCUUGGAAUAAAUCCCACUUGGUUGCAGAGUAUAAAUUUUUUUUAUAUAUAUAUAAUAUAUAUUAAAACAUUCCAUUUGACUGUAUUUUGUUGAGGUUUUCCUCUAACUUCUUUUUUUUUUUUUUUUACCAUUUUAACCAUUUUAAUUGUACAAUUCAGUGGCGAUUUCCUCUAAUUUCUUGAAUUCAGAAUAAUUUUGAUGUUGGAGAUAUUGGAUAGUUUGAAGUUUGUCCUUUUCAAGGAAUUGUUCCAUUUCAUCUAAAUUUUCUAAUUAGUUUAUAGACUUAUUUCCUUAUUACUCUUUUAAUGGGAGCAGGAUCUAUACUUCUAUCCCAUUUGAUUCCUGAUUUUGGAAAUAUGUCCACUCUCUUCCUAUCUUUGUCCAUCUUCUUAGGCAUUUAUCAAUUCUGAUCAUAUUGGAGAAUCAGCACUUUAUUUCAUUGAUUUUUCUCUUGCUAUUCAUAAUUUCACUAAUUUCCGUUCUCAUCUUUAUAUCUUCUACUUUGGUUGUAUUUUGCUCUUUCUUUUUUCUAAUGUAAGCAUUUAGUACUAUAAAGUUUUCUCACAGCAUUGUGACAGCUUCAUCCCAUAAGUUUUCAUUACAGUUUCUUCAGCUCUAAUGUUUCUCAAUUUCUUUAUAGAGACUUUAAUGGGUUCAUGGAUUAUUAUUUAGGUUUCUAGUGUUUGGAGUAUUUUUGUUAUCUUUUGUUACUGAUUUCUAGUUUGGUCUGUUUAAAUUUAUUGAAGUGUUUAUGACCCAAGAUACAGUCUAUUUUAUUGAAUGUUCUAAAAGGCCUCCUGAAAAGAAUGUUGUUCUGCUGUCAUUGGGUGGAGUUUCUAUAAAUGUCCGCACAAUCCUCUUGGUUGCUAGUAGUAUUCAAAUUUUCUAUAUCCUUACUGACUUUCUGUUUAGUAUUUCUGUCAAUUCCAGAGAGACAGAUGAUGAAGUCCUGAUGUAGAACUGUCCUGAGGUAUAACUGUCUGUUCAUCUGUUAAAUUCUGUCGUUUUUCUGGGGUGCCUUGGUGGCUCAGUUGUUUAAGCAUCUGCCUUCAGCUCAGGUCGUGAUCCCAGGGUCAUGGAAUGGAGCCCCACAUCGGGCCCCCUGCUCAGCAGGGAGCCUGCUUGUCCC